Gigantopelta aegis is the source of this 4837-nucleotide messenger RNA. RefSeq names its product importin-5-like. Lineage: Eukaryota; Metazoa; Mollusca; Gastropoda; Neomphalida; Peltospiridae. The record is from RefSeq and is a predicted model, not a curated record. Bases 42 to 3332 code for a protein of 1096 amino acids. The transcript is spliced from 28 exons. Gene Ontology annotation, biological process: protein import into nucleus. Gene Ontology annotation, cellular component: cytoplasm; nucleus. Gene Ontology annotation, molecular function: nuclear import signal receptor activity.
CGGGAACAUGAGGUCAAAGGUCAUUAUACAUAUUCAGCAACAUGGCUGCCGACCAAACGCAGUUCGAAGCGAUUUUGAGCGCUCUUAUGAGCCCAGAUAAUGCCACGAGAACGCAGACAGAGCAAGCUUAUGAACAGAUUCCGACUCCCACCAAACUUCAGUUCCUCAUCAACACUAUUAGAAAUUCGGACACGUCUAUUGAGAAUCGGUCGCUUGCCAAUGUUCUCCUACGGCGGCUCUUUUCCAACAGCUUUGAGGAAUUCUGGCCCAGUCUGUCACGGGAACUGCAGGAGGCCAUCAAACGGGAACUUAUGCUGGCUGUCCAAGAGGAGUUAACUCCGCCUGUGAGAAAAAAAGUCUGCGAUGCCGUAGCAGAACUUGCUAGAAAUCUAAUUGAUGAGGAAAACAACAUGCUAUGGCCAGAAGUGCUCAAGUUUAUGUUUGAAUGCGCCAACUCACCGGAUGCAGGUCUCAGAGAGAGUGCACUUCAUAUAUUCAGUUCUGUGCCUGGAAUUUUUGGCAAUCAACAGGCGCAUUACCUGGAUGUGAUCAAACAGAUGCUAGGGCAGUGUUUACAAGACAGAGCGAACCCGCCAGUUUGGUUUGAAGCUAUCAAAGCAACAUCUGCCUUUCUGCUAGCUAACGACAAAGAACCGACUGUACUGGCUCACUGCAAGGACCUUCUGCCUGGUGUUGUUCAGGGUCUGACUGAGAGUGUGAACCAGCAGACGGACGAUGGGAUAUUCAAGUGUCUUAUCGAGCUGGCGGAAAGCGUGCCCAAGUUUCUCAGACCACAGCUUGAUGUGCUGAUCCCAUUCUGUCUAAAAGUUGUUUCUGAUGCGAAUUUAGAUAACAGCUGGCGUCAGCUUGGUCUGGAGGCACUGGUCGCGCUGGCGGAAUCCGCUCCGGCCAUGAUACGCAAGUUUGGAAAAUAUAUUCCACUGUUAGUGCCUCAGGUUCUUGCGUUGAUGGUGGACCUGGAGGAUGAUAAAGACUGGUCCCUCCAGGAUGACCAGGAAGACGAAGACACUGACAGUAAUGCUAUAGCUGGAGAGAGUGCUCUUGAUCGACUGGCCUGUGCACUCGGUGGAAAGACCAUGCUGCCCCACAUCAUCGCUAAUGUGUCUCAGAUGUUGCCCAAUGAGGACUGGCGGUACCGCCAUGCAGCACUGAUGGCCAUCUCGGCGUGCGGCGAGGGAUGUCACACUCAGAUGGAAGCCAUGCUCAACACCAUCAUGGAAGCCAUCUUGCCUUACCUCAGAGAUCCACACCCGAGAGUUCGUUAUGCAGCGUGUAAUGCUAUUGGUCAGAUGUGCACAGAUUUCGGACCCACAUUGCAGAAACUGUUCCAUGGGCGGAUUGUUGUCGAGCUGCUGGCGGUAAUGGAUGACCAUGGCAACCCGCGGGUCCAGGCACACGGUGCAGCGGCCCUUGUCAACUUCAGCGAGGACUGUCCCAAGCUGAUUCUCGUCACCUACCUCGAUCUUAUCAUCGACAAGCUCGAGCAGGUCCUCACUGGCAAGUUCAAAGAGCUAUUGGAAAGAGGGACGAAGAUGGUAUUGGAACAGGCUGUCACAACCCUGGCGUCAGUCGCCGACACAUCUGAAGAUAAGUUUGUAAAGUAUUAUGACAGGUUUAUGCCAAUUUUGAAAUACAUCGUUCAGAAUGCGACAGGAAAAGAGCUUCGAUUGCUUCGUGGUAAAACUAUUGAAUGCAUCAGUUUAAUUGGUCUGGCAGUUGGUAAAGAAAAGUUUGGUCAGGACUGUGAUGAUGUGAUGCAGUUGUUGCUGAAGACGCAGACUGAACAGGUGGAGGAAAUGGCCGAUGAUGACCCCCAGAUUUCCUACAUGAUAUCAGCAUGGGCGCGGAUGUGUAAAAUUCUGGGGAAGGAGUUUCAGAAAUAUUUACCUCUAGUCAUGACCCCAGUGCUCAAGGCUGCGUCGCUCAAACCAGAAGUUGCUCUCAUUGACAGUGAUGAAAUGAAGUCGGUUGAGAAUGACACGGAUUGGCAUUUUAUUACCCUCGGAGAUCAGCAAAGUUUUGGAAUUCGUACGGCCGGUCUUGAGGAAAAGGCCACUGCGUGUCAGAUGUUGGUUUGUUACGCACGCGAGCUCAAGGAAGCGUUCUCCGAGUAUACGGAAGAAGUCGUCAAACUGAUGGUCCCGCUCUUGAAGUUUUAUUUCAAUGAUGAGGUUCGAGUGGCCGCGUCUGAGAGUUUACCGUUUCUCAUCGACUGUGCUCGGAUACGAGGCCAGCAGUACCUGGCCGAGAUGUGGAACUUCAUCUGUCCAAACCUCAUCAAAGCCAUUGAAGUGGAGCCAGAACCCAGCGUGCUGCCCGAACAUUUAAACUCCAUGUCUAAGUGCAUAGAGAAGCUUGGUAAAGGGUGUUUGACCGAUCAGCAUAUGGCCGAAUUGAUCUCAUCUUUAGACAAAUUACUCGGAGAGCACUUCAAACGCCAGGAUGAACGAGCUCAAAAGCGAAAUGAUGAAGACUAUGAUGAGGUCCUGGAGGAAUCUUUACUCGAAGAGGAUGACGAAGAUGUGUAUGUGUUGAGCAAGAUUGCAGACAUUCUGCACUCGUUCUUCGGAACACACAAGGAAGAGUUCCUUCCCAUGUUUGAACAGAUUAUGCCAUUCUUCGUCAAACUUCUAAGUCCUGACAGACCCUGGCAGGAUAGGCAAUGGGCGCUGUGUGUUUGGGAUGACGUUAUAGAACAUACUGGUCCUAUUUCGAUGAAUUACCAGCAGUAUUUCCUACAGAACAUGAUCAGCUACUUGCUGGACAAAGUGCCCGAUGUCCGACAGGCUGCAGAGUACGGUGUUGGGGUCAUUGCGCAGUUCGGCGGCAAUGUGUACGCAGAGGCUUGUGCACAGGCCUUGCCGUCACUGAUUAAAGUUAUCGAGGACCCGGAGUCGAAGAAGCCCGGCAACCUCCAUGCGACAGACAAUGCCAUAUCGGCCGUGACGAAGAUCUGUAAAUACAAUGCGUCAAAAGUGAACGUUGAUGAGAUCAUCCCACGCCUCAUCUGGUGGAUGCCUGUCACUGACGACGAAGAUGAAGCAGAGCAUGUGUACAGUUAUUUAUGUGAUCUACUUUCCAUAAACCACCCAGGUGUUUUAGGUGAGCUUAGUGAGAAUCUCCCACGUAUCGUGGCCGUAAUUGCCGAGGUGUUGUACAAAGAAGUGUUCGACUCGUCUCAAGAAGUCUAUGCGAAGCUGCUGGCAAUUAUUGAACAGAUUAAGAGUAAUGAUCAAGUGUUCCAGCUCUGUGUGAACGGUCUGACUCCUGAACAGAAGGAAGCCUUGUCUGAAGCUCUUGAAAAGUGUUGAUGCGUUGAGAAGUGUUGAUACGUUGAGAAGUGUUGAUACGUCGUAGAUGCUGUAGAAUCUUCACCAUUCAGCAUGUCAUCUUCAUCAACCGUUCCCAGUCUGCAGCUAAAACAAUACUCUUGUGACCGCCUUGCUCACACGUCGUCGCAGCUAUACAUACACGCUUUGUUGACAAGACAAUGCUGCUUAAGUUAUUUCAGUGGCAGAUCUAGGGUAUUAGAUCAAGGUAGGGACGAUGGGUGGGUGGGUGGGUUGCGGAGUGACUAAAGUUGUCUCAAAUUAUUUUAAGCUUAAGUGCCUAAGAUACUACUGCAUAAUAGGUUUGUGACAGAGGAGGGUGGGUGUUAUGGUAAAGGGGGGUGCAUGAGGCAUUAUUGAUAUUUGACUUCCCCUAGAUCUGCUUGUUGAACUGUUAGCAUCCAUUCUUCUAAUAUGCAUUCAAGUGAGACUGUGUUCGAUGAAGUGUAUAACACAAUAUUCUAUUGACUCAAAAUAAAAGUGAUCAAUAAGUAAGCUAAAAUGAUUUCUUAUUGGUUAAAGGUGAUCACAUGAUACAACUAAAAUGAUAUCCUACUGGAUGAAAUUAUUACAUUGCACAUGUAAAGUGAUCUUUAUUUGACGAAGAGACCACAUGGUACAAUUAACUAUAAUUAAAAUCAUAUUCUAUUGGAUAAAGUUAUCUCAUGAUACAACUAACAUAAUAUCCUAUUGAUUACAGCAUCCAGUUAAUGUGCUAUCUUAUUGGAUGAUGUGAUUACAUGACACAAUAAAAUGAUAUCCUAUUGGAUGAGGUGAUCACAUGGUACAAUUAACCCAGGAUCCUAUUGGAUGAAAUGAUUACAGCAUCCAAUUAAUGUGAUAUUCUAUUUGAUGGUGUUUUCAGAAUGGAUAGACCCCUGCUCUUUGAAUAACUGCUCACUGUAUAGUUUGAAGUCGGAACUUUUUGUGAUGAUGAACUUUGGACAAAUCUGGUUAUGUUUUAAACAUGAUGAUACACAUUCCAGUAUCUUCAUUUUAUAUACAUCGACAGGGAAUGAUGUUACUUCAAUAUAGCAAAAAUAAUUUGCAAUAUUUGCUAAUUAAAAAAACAAAAACUAAAACGUUUGAAAAAUAAAUAUUGAUUGUUAAGGGGUGUUCCUAUUAUGUGACCAGUCAAACUGACUUGUAUGCAAUUUGUCGCAGUGACUCUUAAUCGUAGGUGAAUAAGACAAAUGUUCCGAUUUAGGUGUUCUCACAGUAUGCGUCGAUUGCAUGUGACAAGUCUGUGCGACUAAUCAUAUAAUGAUAACGCCGCUUUAAGACCCUGUCAUACUUGGUUGAAAAGUAUAUUUAUUUACUUGUAUACUCUGGGGAAAAAGUUCUUGUGCAUAUAUUGCACAAGGUAUAUAUUUUUAGAAAAUCCACUAGCCAUGGGAUCAGUGAUUUAAAAAAUUUACUAGCCACAAUUGAAAAUUCACUAGCCCUACUUUACUAAAUAAUAGUAAUAAUCAGAUAUGUCACCUAAA